AUGGGUUUCGGGCUGAGGAAUUACUUCUGGGUUGUGGCGUUGGUCAUCUUCCUCGCUGUUGCUGCUGGUGUCCCUGCUGGAGCUGUGACGGCACCCGCCAACGCUUCCAACGGCUCGUUCGGCAUGCAGUGGCAGGCAGGAGAAGAAGAGGAGUGGGCUCUGGAUUCUGAGACAAGCAGAAGGAUUCUCCAGUCCACCACGUCCAUAUCUUACAAGGCGUUACGAAGCGGAAUGCCCGCUGGCUCGGCCCGGUCUGGGCUUUCAUAUCGUCGUGGUUGUCAGAGGAUCUAUGGGUGUAAAGGUGGUUACUAA
Molecule: messenger RNA, 312 nt
Organism: Phoenix dactylifera (date palm)
Lineage: Eukaryota; Viridiplantae; Streptophyta; Magnoliopsida; Arecales; Arecaceae
Source: RefSeq, a predicted model, not a curated record